Molecule: messenger RNA, 1173 nt
Organism: Effrenium voratum
Lineage: Eukaryota; Dinophyceae; Suessiales; Symbiodiniaceae
Source: the annotation of a GenBank genome assembly
AUGUCGAGCAAGGACGAGGGCAUCUCCACAGCGCCGAGCUCCGAGGGCAGCGGUCCGGACACUUGGGUGGUCCGCAACACAUUCCUGGAGCUGUCUGAGCGCGAGGUUGGAGACGCUUCCCACCGAGCUGCCUCCGACCCUGGCCUCCGCCGGAGCAAGCAGGAGCCAGAGGCGAAGGUCGAAGAGCAGGAUCCGGCGCCUGACUGGUCGCAGGUGGCGCUUCUGGAGGCGGAGCGCCGCGAGCUGGCGGAGGAGCUGGCGAAGGUCCACGUGCACCAUGGCCGAUGCACCGGCGCGGCUCCUUUUCGGAGGCCAGAGGAAUUCAAUCUGAACCGGCUGGAGGAAGAGCUGGCAGAUCUCCGCGACAGGGAGGAUGCUGCCAACACCAGCCUGUGCGCUGCGCAGCAGGGCCUGCAACGGAUGCAGCAGGUAGCUGGUGCCCGCCAGGCUCAACUCUCCGAGGAGUACGCCGCGAAGAUGGAGGAGAACCAAGAGCUCGAGGAGGAGUGCGCGCGGCUGCAGGAGGAGGUGGCCACGGCCAAGGCCGACAUGGCCAGUGCCAAGCGCAAAGCGCCGAGGGCCAAGGGCCGGGCUGCGCCUCCGGCGCCCUCGCCGGCCAUGCUGGAGGCGCAUCGCCGGCGGACGGAGGCGCUGCUUGCGCUCUCGGAGGCCCGGGUCGCAGCGUCCAGGGCCGCGACUGAGGCCGAUGAGGCGGAGCAGGCAGCUGAGCAACUUGAGGUGGAGCUGGAGGAGAAGGAGGAGCAGAUGAAGGUGGCGGUGGCACAGGCGGAGCAGUCGCUCGCAGCAGAGGAGGGCCAUUUUGUGGACCAGCUGCAGGCUGUCGAUGAUCAGCUUCAGCACAUGGGGAGGUGCCGAAAGGACCUGCAGCACCGCUGCGCAGUGCGCAAGGGCAUUUUGGACAAGUGCCGCAGCCGUCGCGGGCAGAUGGCUUCCAAAGUGGCACGCGCUGAAGGCAGAGCUUCGGCCAUGCAGGCGGAUGCCGAGAUGGAAUCUCAGGAGCUACAUCACUUGAAGGACUGUGUGGAGCAGUUCAAAGGCGUGGAUGGAACACGUGCAGCUUCUCAGCUGCACGCGGCAGUGAGGCUGCGAGCCGUCACCCGGUUUCUACUGCUGCUGGCGCUCAUCCUUCUGGUGGCCUCGUUCGGGUUCUGA